Messenger RNA from Penicillium psychrosexuale, 309 nucleotides. RefSeq lists its product as uncharacterized. The record is from RefSeq and is a predicted model, not a curated record. NCBI's taxonomy places the organism in Eukaryota, Fungi, Ascomycota, Eurotiomycetes, Eurotiales, Aspergillaceae. The transcript has 3 exons. Bases 1 to 309 code for a protein of 102 amino acids.
AUGGCAAGGGAAGACGACGAGAUGCGCAACAUGGAUCUUUGGGUGAAUCUUGCCACAAAGGUCAAGCUUUGGUUUGACAGCGUUACUGCUAAGGGCAAGCAUUCUGCUAUUGCCCAUGGAAAGUGGCAUAUCGUGCUACGAUAUUGGCAGGAGAUCACAAAGAACGAAUCUGUCUCGGGUGCGACACGCGAGCUCUUUGCGGAGCUGCCACCUCGAGUCGCCGGCGUAAAGCGUAAAGCCGAGCCAGCUGCUCCUCCCUUGAAGACCUUCUUCCGAGGUACCCCGAUCCACGAAGCAGCCGAUUCGUGA